GGCGGCGGCGGCGGCCGAGGCCCCGCGUCCCCGCCGCCGCUGCUGCCGCCGCUGCUGCUCCUGCUGGCGCUGCCCGGCGGCGGCGGCGGCUCCCCGGUAGCGGCGGCGGCGGGGGACAGCGUGAUCCUGGGCAUGCGGCUGGAGGAGAGCACGAAGCCGGCGGCGGCGGCUCCGUCGCGGGGCCCGAUCCGGGUGACGGAGGGCAGCGAGGUGCUGCUGCGCCUCUACGGGCUGGGGCUGGGCCCGCGCACCGGCGAGCGGGUGGCCUUCGCCGAGCUGCGCCCCGCCGCCAACGCCUCGGCCGCCGCCAACGGCAGCUGCCCCGAGCGCUCGCAGGACCUGGUGGUGCGGCCCGGACCCGCCGAGCCCCGCAGCACCUCGGCGCUGCUCCGCGUGCGCGUGCAGCCGCUGCGCAAGGACGAGCGGGCCAAGACGUACGUGCUGUGCAGCCAGCGGCGGCCCGGGCAGCCGUGGCUGCCUCACCGGGGCCCCGACGGGCAGCUGGUGGUGCUGGAGGAGAAGAAGUCGCUGCUGCCGCUGUGGCUGCAGGCCACGCUGAUCGGCGGGCUGCUGGUGCUGUCGGGGAUGUUCAGCGGGCUCAACCUGGGGCUGAUGGCGCUGGACCCCAUGGAGCUGCGCAUCGUGCAGAACUGCGGCACCGACAAGGAGAAGCGCUACGCGCGCAAGAUCGAGCCCAUCCGCCGCAAGGGGAACUACCUGCUGUGCUCCCUGCUGCUGGGCAACGUGCUGGUCAACACCACGCUCACCAUCCUCCUCGACGACCUCAUCGGCUCCGGCAUCGGCGCCGUGGUGGCCUCCACCAUCGGCAUCGUCAUCUUCGGGGAGAUCGUGCCCCAGGCGCUCUGCUCCCGCCACGGGCUGGCCGUGGGCGCCAACACCAUCGUGGUCACCAAGUUCUUCAUGCUGGUGACGUUCCCCCUCUCCUACCCCAUCAGCAAGCUCCUGGACUGCAUCCUGGGCCAGGAGAUCGGCACCGUCUACAACCGGGAGAAGCUGGUGGAGAUGCUGAAGGUGACGGAGCCCUACAACGACCUGGUGCGGGAGGAGCUCAACAUGAUCCAGGGCGCCCUGGAGCUGCGCACCAAGACGGUGGAGGACGUGAUGACCCCGCUGCAGAACUGCUUUAUGAUCAACAGCGACGCCAUCCUGGACUUCAACACCAUGUCGGAGAUCAUGGAGAGCGGCUACACCCGCAUCCCCGUCUACGAGGACGAGCGCUCCAACAUCAUGGACAUCCUCUACAUCAAGGACCUGGCCUUUGUCGACCCUGACGACUGCACGCCCCUCAAGACCAUCACCAAGUUCUACAACCACCCCGUCCACGUCGUCUUCCACGACACCAAGCUGGACGCCAUGCUGGAGGAGUUCAAAAAGGGGAAGUCCCACCUGGCCAUCGUGCAGAAGGUGAACAACGAGGGCGAGGGAGACCCCUUCUACGAGGUGCUGGGGCUGGUGACGCUGGAGGACGUCAUCGAGGAGAUCAUCAAGUCGGAGAUCCUGGACGAGUCGGACACCUACACCGACAACCGCAGCAAGAAGCGGGUGGGCAACCAGAAGAACAAGCGGGACUUCUCGGCCUUCAAGGACCCCGUCAACGAGCUGAAGGUGAAGGUGUCCCCGCAGCUUCUGCUGGCCGCUCACCGCUUCCUCUCCACGGAGGUGACGCUCUUCACGCCCAACUUCAUCUCGGAGAAGAUCCUGCUGCGGCUGCUCAAGUACUCGGACGUCAUCCAGGAGCUGAAGUUUGACGAGGAGAACAAGAAGUCCCCACGCCAUUUCCUCUACACCAAGAACAAGUCAGCCGACUACUUCAUCCUCAUCCUGCAGGGCAAGGUGGAGGUGGAGGCCGGCAAGGAGUGCAUGAAGUUCGAAGCGGGAGCCUUCUCCUACUACGGGGUGAUGGCCAUCAGCCCGCCUCCGGUAUCGGAGACCCGCUCCCCGUCCCACGUGGGCAGCCUGAACCGCUCGGCCUCCCUGAGCUACCACGAGCGCUCCGACUCCGUCUCGUCCCCCGUCAGCGGCAGCAACAACCAGCUCAACGCCGGCGCCCCGUACGUGGCCGACUUCAGCGUCCGCGCCCUCACCGACCUCCAGUUCGUCAAGAUCACGCGGCAGGAGUACCAGAACGGCCUCACCGCCUCCCGCAUGGACAGUUGUCCCCAGUCCCCGGACAGCAGCGCUCCCAAACCCGACCUGCCGGAGAAGCCGGAGCCCGCUGACGAGACCACCAGCCUCCUGAACGAGAGGAACUGCCUGAGCCGCCGGAGCAACCACAGCCCCGUGGAGAACUCCAUCUGACCCCGGCCGCGGGCCAGGGACGCGUUGGGACCCCCGCAGCCGCCCUGCGGGGACCCUGCCCAGGUCAGAAACGCUCCGGUGGCGAAGGAGCGGGUACGGGUCCGCCGCGCCGGCCGCCGAGGGAACGGACGCGCCCGUCGCCGCUUUCACACCCGGUGUUUGCCGGAGGCACCCGCGGCGCGGGCCGGAAGGGAGCCCGGUUUUGCUGCUGCUGCUGCUUUUUGGAGACUGGUUCCGUGGUUUCAGCGCAGUGGAGGCCGGAGGCCCCGCGGUCGGCGGGCGUUCGUUCGCGUGCAGCUCAGGGAGCUUCAGGUCCCGCGGGCCGGGCCCCCCCCACGGCCUCCCCCCGGGGGUGUUUUCGGGCGGACGCGAGCGGCUCCGGGGCCUCCUCCCGGAGAACCGCACCGGGCCCGAGGCCACGGCGAGGGGCUUGGCUCCGCCACCAGCCCCCCCUGCCUCCAGCGGGGGCGCUGAGGACGGCCGGGAGACCCCCCC
Molecule: messenger RNA, 2814 nt
Organism: Cygnus olor (mute swan)
Lineage: Eukaryota; Metazoa; Chordata; Aves; Anseriformes; Anatidae
Gene: CNNM4
Product: cyclin and CBS domain divalent metal cation transport mediator 4
Exons: 7
Coding region: 133-2319 (728 amino acids)
Biological process (GO): magnesium ion homeostasis; magnesium ion transport
Cellular component (GO): plasma membrane
Molecular function (GO): sodium ion transmembrane transporter activity; magnesium ion transmembrane transporter activity
Source: RefSeq, a predicted model, not a curated record